Messenger RNA from Colletotrichum graminicola M1.001, 1047 nucleotides. RefSeq names its product fungal Zn binuclear cluster domain-containing protein. Gene Ontology annotation, biological process: regulation of transcription by RNA polymerase II. The transcript has 4 exons. The coding region runs from base 1 to 1047 and encodes 348 amino acids. Lineage: Eukaryota; Fungi; Ascomycota; Sordariomycetes; Glomerellales; Glomerellaceae. The record is from RefSeq and is a predicted model, not a curated record. Gene Ontology annotation, molecular function: DNA-binding transcription activator activity, RNA polymerase II-specific.
AUGAAGCGCUUGGGCUACAGAAAAUCUCGCAACGGCUGUUUGCGUUGGAUCAGCAUCGGCGCUGAGGCGACGGACAAGCGCGCACUCCUUAAUAACUACAUCGCCGCAGCGGACCCUUUCCCCUACUUCUCGAGGUUUCUGACCGACCUCAACAAGACAGAGACAGCUAGCGGCUGGAUCUCUGAUCUCGAGCUAAUGCACCACUAUACUUCCGUAUCAUACCAAACAUUUUCGCACUCCUCCGUUGGCCAGAAGGCACUCCAGUAUGACGUGCCUCGUGAAGCACUCUCCUAUCCUUUUCUACUUCACCAAAUUCUCGCCUUUUCGGCCUACCAUCUAGCAUACCUCCAGCCUGAAUGCCGCCAUGCCUACCUCAUGCAAGCCGCCCAACAUCAGAAUGACGCCAUAAACGGUAUGCGAGGGACCUUGCUAGGCACGAUCUCGCCUGCGAACUGUCACGCUCUUUUUGCCUCUUCGAUCUUUCUCACCCUGAGUGCCUUUGCCACCUACCCCAGCUACGAGAAACACAACCCAUCCUUCUCGCCUAUCGAUAGUAUUCUCGACAUCUUUACCCUGGCGGACGGCAUAAGCGUGAUCAUCCGCGCGUCAGACGAAGAUCUACGCAAGGGUCGACUGCGCGAGAUCUUUAUACGCGGCGCCGGCGACACUACACCCACGACAGUAGAGGCAACGCUCCAGCCCCUAUUCGACCGACUCCCCAGCUUGAGCACUAAGCUAGCCGAGAUCGGCCUGCUUGAACACGAAGGGAAGUAUGCAAUUGUCAACGCCAUCAUAGCCUUGAUCAAAUGCAUCGCGAAGGUCUCCCCCGUUAAUGCCAUGUCGGCACCAGUGGAGUUCCGCGCUGUAUUCUUGUGGCCAAUCAUGAUGUCUGCGGACUACCUUGAUUUACUUCGACAACGACAGCCAGCGGCCUUGGUAGUUCUGGCACAUUACUGUGUCAUCAUUUACCUGGCCGAACCUUUUUCUGGCUGGGACGCCCUUGGCAGAGCUGGUAAUGUGGCCCAUGGAGGUAAUUGGAACCGGUAG